ACAGUGACACGCACACGCCACAACCAACAUGAUUCGCAACAUUGCUUUGACCCUGGCCGUAGUGGUUGCAAGCCAUAUGUGCUUAGCGAACCCCGUACCAGAGCCCGACCCCGUUCACAGAACACACGUGAAAAUUCACGUGCCGUAUGAAGUACACACCCUACAUCAUCACCAUGUCGAAACAGUUCCUGUAAUCAAGGAGGUCCCCAUCGUCAAACACGUACCCAUCAUCAAAGAAGUUCCUAUCAUCAAGACCUUGCCCGUGGUACAAACUGUGCAUGUACCUGUUCACCACACCGUACACGUUGAGAAACCAGUCUUCGUGCCAGUGAAAGAACAUAUUUCGUUCUCAUCGUGGCAUUAAUUGGUUUUAAUUAAGUUGUAGAAAUAAUGGGUAGUAAAUCUUUGAAAAUUGUAAAAAAAAAAAACUGUAUCCGUAGUUUUUGAAUUAUUCG
Messenger RNA from Helicoverpa zea (corn earworm), 455 nucleotides. RefSeq lists its product as uncharacterized. Lineage: Eukaryota; Metazoa; Arthropoda; Insecta; Lepidoptera; Noctuidae. The transcript has 3 exons. The record is from RefSeq and is a predicted model, not a curated record. Bases 29 to 364 code for a protein of 111 amino acids.